AUGACACAUUUAAGCACUGCGUGUAUUCAUGCUGAUGAUAUUCACAAUAGAGUGACUGAUGUUGCCCCUCCAAUCAAUGUCAGCACUACUUUUCGAUAUGAUAAUGAAAAUUUAGUUCCCGAAGUUGAGAUUGAGAACUUCAUUGAAACUAUUGAGCAGACGCCAGUUUAUUCUAGGGAGUCACAUCCCAAUAGUUUAAGACUGCAAACUGUUCUUUCUGACAUCCUGGGUGGUCAUGCCACUGUGUAUAAUUCCGGUGUAUCCGCGUUUCAUGCUCUUAUCUUCCACUAUAAUCCAAAGCGAUUCUUCAUGGAUGAUGGUUACAGUGGUGUACGUGGUAUUGCUACUUUAUACCAAGAAAAACAUGGUUUAGAGACGUACAAGUUACACCAGAUCGAAGAAUUCGCUGAAAAAGGCGAUUUAAUUCAUUUAGAAGUGCCACUUAAUCCUUACGGCACUUGCCGCGAUAUAGCUGCGCUUGCCAAACGAGUUCACAAGAAAGGUGCCAUAUUAUCAAUUGACUCCACUUUAGCUCCUCCUCCUUUACAGGACGCUUGGGACUUUGGCGCUGAUGUUGUGAUGCAUUCGGCCACAAAGUACCUUGGAGGACAUUCUGAUUUAUUGGCAGGUGUUGUGGUUGUGAAAACUAUGGAGCAGCAAAGAAAACUCAUUAGGGAGAGGAUUUUUCUAGGAACAAAUGUGGGCAAUCUCGAAAGUUUCCUUCUUUUAAGGUCCCUGAGAACAUUUGAGAUGAGAGUCUUGAAGCAAUCAGAGAACGCAGCAAAGAUUGUGAGUUUUCUACAUGAGAACAAGGCCAAAUAUUCGAAAGUUCUUAAUGAAGUGUAUCAUUCUUCUUUGCAAAAAGAGGCCUUUGUACAGCGGCAAUUAGCUGGUGGCCAUGGUGCUGUCUUUUCAGUAACUUUAAGAAGUGUGGAACAAUGUAAGAAACUUCCCGCGAAACUUGUUUAUUUUCAGCAUGCGACAUCGCUAGGUGGAGUUGAGUCCCUGAUUGAAUGGAGAGCUUUGAGUGAUACCAAGAUUGAUCCAUUCUUAGUUAGGCUGUCGAUAGGUUGCGAAAAUGCUGAUGAUUUGAUCCAAGACCUUGAUAAUGCAUUGCAAGUCUUGCAAGGUGCUGCCAAGGAUUAA
Molecule: messenger RNA, 1146 nt
Organism: Torulaspora delbrueckii
Lineage: Eukaryota; Fungi; Ascomycota; Saccharomycetes; Saccharomycetales; Saccharomycetaceae
Exons: 1
Coding region: 1-1146 (381 amino acids)
Biological process (GO): transsulfuration
Cellular component (GO): cytoplasm
Molecular function (GO): carbon-sulfur lyase activity; pyridoxal phosphate binding
Source: RefSeq, a predicted model, not a curated record